AUGUCAUCGGUGCCGACCGGAAGUGGUGAAAGUUAUUUGGCGUCGUCGUUGUCUUCGCCCUCGCGGUCGCCACUGUCACAGCAGCGAAAAACCUUCAGCUGUUCGUGCACGUCGUCCGCAUUCAGCAAGUUGGCCGGAAGCCUCAAGGUUCCUCACUAUUACGGUCAGGGCGUCAUCAACGACGGUUCAGCGGCGAUCGACAGCAAUGGCAGACAACGUUGGUACUCAUCACUCACCAACCUGUUGACCGCACAGCGAAGCAACAGCAAAAAAGUAAGUAACUCACCGUUGUUCCCCUUCGUUCGUUCAUUUGGUCAUCAGUUGUCCUUUUUACGCUCUCCUCGUUUUUUGCUUUUCAAUUAUGGCGGCUUUUCGUCGCCGCCUACGUGUGCGCAAAUUUCGCACUGA
This is a messenger RNA of Soboliphyme baturini, 408 nucleotides long. NCBI's taxonomy places the organism in Eukaryota, Metazoa, Nematoda, Enoplea, Dioctophymatida, Soboliphymatidae. The record is from the annotation of a GenBank genome assembly.